CUGAGCGCGAAAAUUCACGUCCCGCCGCCGCACUUGUCGGGUCAGAUGCAGCACCCAUCAGUUCACCGACAGCAGUAUUUAAUGCAUCGUACCAUCCAGAUUCCAAUCAUCGUACUCCUUUGCCUCCGCCCACCAUGUCCACAUACCAGGCAACCGCGUCCGCACCGGUGAACAUCGCUUGCAUAAAAUACUGGGGCAAGCGCGACACGAAGCUCAUCCUUCCGACGAACUCAUCGCUCUCGGUUACCCUCGAUCAGGAUUACCUGAAGUCUACCACUACUUCUCGCGCGGACCCAUCGUUCGAGAAGGACCAGCUAUGGUUGAACGGCACUGAGGAUGAGAUCAAGCCCGGCAGCCGUCUGGAAACGUGCAUCAAGGAGAUGAAGCGCUUGCGCAAGGUUGAGGUCGAGGACAAGGACCCAUCGGCCCCCAAGCUCUCUACCUAUCAUGUUCGCAUCGCGUCAUACAACAACUUCCCCACUGCUGCAGGCCUCGCGUCGUCCGCCUCCGGCUUCGCGGCUUUGGUCUCCUCCCUUGCAGCGCUGUACAAGCUCCCCGUAUCCCCCUCCACCCUUUCCCUCAUCGCCCGCCAGGGCUCCGGCUCUGCCUGCCGCUCCCUCUACGGUGGCUUCGUCGCUUGGGAACAGGGCACCAAGGCCGACGGCUCCGACUCCCUCGCCAUCCAGAUCGCGCCCGAAUCCCACUGGCCAACCCUGCACGCCGUCGUCUGCGUCGUCAACGACGCCAAGAAGGGCACCUCCUCCACCGCGGGCAUGCAGCGCACCGUCGAGACGUCCCCCCUCCUCCAGCACCGCAUCAAGCAUGUUGUGCCCCAGCGCAUGGCCGAGAUCAGCGACGCGAUCCGCGCGCGGGACUUCGACGCUUUCGCGCGCAUCACGAUGCAGGACUCGAACCAGUUCCACGCGGUCGCGCUCGACACGGACCCGCCGAUCUUCUACAUGAACGAUGUCUCGAAGGCGAUCGUCGCGCUCAUCGUCGAGUACAACCGCGUCGCCAUCGAGAAGACCGGGAAGCGGAAGGCCGCGUACACGUACGACGCGGGCCCGAACGCGGUCAUCUACGUCGAGCAGGAGAACGUGAAGGAGAUCGUGGAUUUGAUCUUGCAGUAUUUCCCCGACGCGGCCGCGAACUUCAAGGACGUUUUCAACUUGUACGCGAACGACCAGAAGAAGGGGGCUGUUGUCUCCGGCUUCAACGAGGCUGUCGCGCAGAAGUGGGAGGGCGGUGUCAAGGGGAUCAUACACACGAAGAUCGGCGACGGCCCUCGCACUCUCGGUGAAAAUGAGGCCCUUCUCGACGCGAGCGGGUUGCCGAAGAAGUUGGCGUAAGGGACAUGCGGCUGGUGGGCUGGGCAGCAUGAUCUGUACUUACAUCUAGAGUUCGCUUCCUCGAGGGUAAUGGCACUGAUAAUUGCGGAUAUCAUCCGACGCGUCUGCUUGAG
Messenger RNA from Schizophyllum commune H4-8, 1462 nucleotides. Its product is annotated as Diphosphomevalonate decarboxylase. The record is from RefSeq and is a predicted model, not a curated record. The coding region runs from base 135 to 1349 and encodes 404 amino acids. The transcript has 3 exons. Gene Ontology annotation, molecular function: ATP binding; diphosphomevalonate decarboxylase activity. Gene Ontology annotation, biological process: isoprenoid biosynthetic process; isopentenyl diphosphate biosynthetic process, mevalonate pathway. Gene Ontology annotation, cellular component: cytosol. NCBI's taxonomy places the organism in Eukaryota, Fungi, Basidiomycota, Agaricomycetes, Agaricales, Schizophyllaceae.